Messenger RNA from Penicillium macrosclerotiorum, 1065 nucleotides. RefSeq names its product nitronate monooxygenase. The transcript has a single exon. Bases 1 to 1065 code for a protein of 354 amino acids. Gene Ontology annotation, molecular function: nitronate monooxygenase activity. Lineage: Eukaryota; Fungi; Ascomycota; Eurotiomycetes; Eurotiales; Aspergillaceae. The record is from RefSeq and is a predicted model, not a curated record.
AUGGCUGCCAAGUUACUUUCCCGCUAUGCGUGGGCAUCCAGCCCAUUUAUUGUGGGAGCCCCAAUGCGCGUUAUGUCCGGCCCGUCAUUAGCUCUAGCGAUUUCCCACGCUGGCGGACUGGGAUUCAUCGGGCCCAAUGUCAAAACUCAGGAUACAGAAACUGACCUCAAGCAAGUAGCAGAGCUGCUGGAAAAAACGAGUGCUUCAUCGGUUCCCUUCAAAGGCGUGCCAUCCACCAGUUGGCUGCUUCCAGUCGGCGUCGGAUUUCAGCUAUGGAGCGAUGACAUCAAUACAGCGGUCGCCGCUAUUCAGAAAUUCAAACCGUGCGCUGCCUGGUUAUAUGCACCAAAAAAGAGCCCGACAGAGUUCGAUGACUGGUCCAGCAGGAUCCGACAAGUGUCACCCGAAACUCAGAUAUGGAUUCAGAUUGGUACCAUCGCAGAGGCAAAACAACUGCUGUUGAAUUCCGAGAAACCGGAUGUGGUUGUUGUCCAAGGCUCGGAAUCUGGUGGCCACGGUCGGGCCAAGGACGGGAUGGGCAUCAUGUCAUUGUUUCCGGAAGUGGCAGACGAAAUGGCACGCAGUCAUAUUCCUCUACUAGCAGCUGGAGGAAUUGCCGAUGGUCGGGGAGUCGCUGCUGUACUAUGUCUGGGAGCUUCGGGUGCGGUGAUGGGGACUCGAUUCCUAGCUGCCCACGAGGCACGUAUUAGCCAGGGAUACCAAAAUGAGAUAAUACGGGCCUCCAAUGGUGCAGUCAAUACGACACGGACCUUACUUUACAACCAUCUUCGAGGAACUUUUGGCUGGCCUGUCGAAUACAGUCCCAGGACGAUCAUUAACAAGUCUUUUUUAGAGUACCAAGCAGGAAAACCCUUUGAAGACCUGAAGAAACUGCAUGAUGAAGCUCUCAAGAAGGGGGACUUGGGUUGGGGAUCCAGCGGUCGGCUUGCAACAUAUGCAGGUGCUUCUGUCGGUCUUAUUCACAAUAUAUCAGGAGCAGGAGAUAUUGUCCAAGAUGUCCAAAAGGAGGCCUUGGAGAGAAUUCAAUCAUUAGGAACAAGAUAA